Linum trigynum is the source of this 2026-nucleotide messenger RNA. The record is from the annotation of a GenBank genome assembly. NCBI's taxonomy places the organism in Eukaryota, Viridiplantae, Streptophyta, Magnoliopsida, Malpighiales, Linaceae.
CUUAAUUGAUAAAUACACAGAAAAGUGGGGUUCUUUUGCAAGAAAGAGAAAUUUUGAUGGUUAAAAGUAGAAAAGUCUUGGAACUGGAAAAAGCGUUGAGAAAUCCGACGACCAUCAAUCGCAUUUGUUUUGUUGAAGAAUAUUUCUCCACUGAAAAGCUUAGCAGAGAAAUCGUUCGAAGUGAAAUCUCUGAAAUCUCUGGAAGUGAGCUCUCGAACAAAUUCUAGGAUUUUGGCCAACUUGUUGGAAACGGUAAUUGAAACUCUUCAGUCGAACAACUCGUCAUUGCAGGCGGAUUUGUGUGGUGGCGCCAUGUACAGUGGUUCCAGCGACGGCGAGGGUCACGAUGCGCAGAGAAAGAUCCCACCGCCGUCGUCCAUGCUAUGGGUGCGAAAUCUCCGAAGAUAUAUUGGAUCCGGCGCCGGACUCGGAUCCGAAGCUCUAAUGGAGCUUGAGACGAAGAGAAUUUUGCUUGAUAUAUUUAAGGAAAAGCAGCAAAGGAGCGCGGAAGCUGGGACAAUCCCUAGUUUUUAUAAGAAGAAACCGGAAGAAGGAUCAAUCAGUCACAGGGUGCAAAGACUGGCUAAGUAUCGGUUUCUAAAGAAGCAAUCGGAUCUCUUACUAAAUGCUGAUGAUUUGGAUGCCAUGUGGGUUUGCUUGAGAGAAAAUUGUGUGAUUGAUGAUGCUACUGGUGCAGAGAAGAUGAAUUAUGAAGAUUUUUGUCAUAUUGCUUCUGUAUGCACGGAGCAAAUAGGUCCCAAAUGUAGAAGGUUUUUCAGUCCAUCUAACUUUAUGAAAUUCGAGAAAGACGAAUCGGGAAGAAUUGCUAUUCUUCCCUUCUAUCUAUACGUGAUGCGCACGGUUUCACUCACACAAGCUAGAAUAGACAUGAGUGAGCUUGAUGAAGAUUCAGACGGCUUCCUUCAACCCCAUGAAAUGGAAGCUUAUAUCAGAGGUCUCAUACCUAAUUUAGCACAAUUGCGGGAUAUGCCUGGAGUCUUUGUUCAAAUGUACUGUCGCAUAGCUGCACAUAAAUUCUUCUUCUUUUGUGAUCCUCACAGGCGAGGGAAAGCUUGCAUUAAGAAAGUGCUACUCAGCAACUGCCUGCAGGAGCUAAUGGAAUUGCACCAGGAAACGGAAGAGGAAGUUACUGACACUGAGCAAGCUGAAAACUGGUUCUCUCUGACAUCUGCACAGCGCAUAUGUGAUAUGUUCCUGGACCUCGAUAAAGAUAGAAAUGGAACAUUGAGCAAGCAAGAGCUUCGAGAAUAUGCGGAUGGGACAUUGACAGAAAUCUUCAUUGAAAGAGUAUUUGAUGAACAUGUCCGCCGUGGCAAGAGUGGAGCAGGAAAUGCACGCGAGAUGGAUUUCGAAAGUUUCCUUGACUUUGUUCUGGCGCUGGAGAACAAAGACACUCCUGAAGGGUUGACCUAUAUGUUCCGCUGUCUUGAUCUUCAGGGAAGGGGAUUUCUUACAACGGCUGAUAUUCACUCCCUUUUCAGAGACGUGCACCACAAAUGGACAGAGGGCGGGAACUACGAGCUGUGUAUCGAGGAUGUGAGAGACGAGAUCUGGGACAUGGUAAAGCCAGCCGAUGAAUUGAGGAUCACCCUGACCGAUCUGCUCGCCUGUAAACAAGGUGGAACCGUGGCCAGCAUGCUCAUCGACGUACGAGGUUUCUGGGCUCACGAUAACAGGGAGAAUCUCCUUCAGGAAGAGGAAGAACCAGAAGAAGAAUAGCCCUUCCAAGUUCCACCCAUGCCGAAAAAGAAGAUAUUAGACGAAACACCACGCCAGGGACGCCAGUGUCACAACUAGAUUUCCUGUUCGUGUUCUAACCAAGAUCACACUUCCGUCCGGGCUCUUCUGAUCCAAUCUGUAAUCUUUUGUUCUGUAUUUGUAUAAUGUAAUCUAGCAUGUCAUUGAUGUGUAAAGAGUGGCAACAGUCACAAGUAUUGUUUUAAUAUUGAAAAUAAGUUGAAAGCUGUUUCCCCCCCUAAAUUGAAAAUAAGGACAAAUGGAAUUU